UCAGUCGACGAGUUCCGAGUGGACUGGGAGGAACGAUAACGACAACGUGCGAGUCAGUGUCAGGUCAGAAAAGCAUCAUGUCCGGACAGAAGAAACCGUGUGUGUCUACCCUUGAUCAGCUGAAGGCUGUUACUACAGUGGUAGCAGAUACUGGCGAUUUCGAAGCCAUGCUGACGUACAAACCGACCGAUGCUACAACAAAUCCAUCACUGAUCCUUGCUGCAUCCAACAUGCCGGCUUACAAACACCUCAUUCAGGAGGCCCUAGACUAUGCAAAGGCUGCAGGAGGAACAUCUCGUGAACAGCUGACAAAGGCUAUGGACAAGGUGUACGUCAAUUUUGGAAGAGAGAUUCUCAAAAUAAUACCUGGUAGAGUGUCAACUGAAGUUGAUGCAAGACUAUCGUUUGACAAAGAAGGAAUGAUUGCAAACGCCCAGCAAUUGAUAGCCUUGUACAAAGAGAUGGACAUCGGCAAAGAAAGAAUUCUCAUCAAGCUGUCAUCAACAUGGGAAGGUGUCGAGGCAGCCAGAGAGUUGGAGAAAGAACAUGGAAUCCAUUGCAACAUGACACUUAUCUUCAAUUUUAUUCAGGCUGUGGCGUGUGGUGAUGCGGAGGUAACUUUGAUAUCGCCAUUUGUCGGGAGGAUCAUGGACUGGUUUGUAGCCAACACUGACAAGAAAUCGUUUGAACCGCUUGAGGAUCCUGGUGUCAAAAGUGUUACACAGAUUUAUAACUACUACAAGAAGUUUGGCUACAAAACAGUAGUUAUGGGAGCUUCUUUCAGAAAUGUGGGCCAGAUCAUGGGCUUGGCAGGAUGCGACCUUCUCACAAUCUCACCCUCAUUACUGGAAAAGCUUUCAAAAUCAACCGAAGAAGUGGUAGUGCACCUCAAAAAGGAAAAAGCUAAAAGUAUGGACAUCAAAGAAGAGACCGCAGAUGAAAAAGCUUUCCGUUGGGCAAUGAAUGAAGAUCAAAUGGCAAACGAUAAACUUUCUGAAGGAAUCCGCAAGUUUGCAGCUGAUGCUGUUAAAUUGGAAAAAGUUCUUAAACAGCGUCUAUCUGGAUAAACACUGUCAAAGGACAUGUAUUUGUGCUUUAGUUUAUCUAAGUUGUAGACUUUUCUGCUACUUCUCUCUUUGUUAGAGAAAACAAUAUGAUUAGCUUAAUAUUGAAAUUUCUCAAUACAUGUAAUUCAUGGUUUUUCAUUUGCAUAACUGGAUGCUGACCAAGCUAAUUUAGUGAGGUAUGAUCUCAUCUCAUUAAUUCAAACUAAAGUGCAAUAUAAAAAAAAUUAAGUUUAAAAUAAACCUAUGCGUUCUGUUGUAGUUUUUAAAAAUCAAGUUCCCCAGAAAAAAAUAUGAUAUAUUUUUGCAAUUUGUCAAGCUGAAGUCGGCAAGAAAAACUAAGUGUCUCCUUUUGAAAACUUAUUUCGGUUUAAAUGAUAUAUUUAUUUAACUCCAUUCCAGUUCAAUAACUUGGACAAAUUUUGUUAUACUUAUCUAAAAAUAUUGAGUCACACUUGCCUGGGGAAUUAUUACUUCUUUAUAUUUAAAAGUUAAAUGUUUACCAUUUACUGAGAUAUAGUUAGUCACCUUUCAGUGAUAAUGAUGUGUGGCAAAAUAAAGCUGCCAUGGCCAAAAAAAACCCUCUGUGGUGCAUUUUGAGAGGAUUUUGGCCUUGCAGAUGGGUAACCAAUCAUGAAUUUUUAUUUAAAUUAUAUUAGUUUCUAACACCCUUUGGUUUUUCAGUAGCGUUGGAAUCACACGCACAUUUUGUAUAGUAGUAUCUCACCAUUUUCAGAUAACCAGUAUGAUCAAUAGGAGUUAGAACCUGUAUUUAUAUUUUCCAACAGCGAAGAAUUCCUCAACUCCAACAAGCUUUUUCUGUUUUUAUAAUAUAUCCAACACAACAUAGCCUUUAUAUAGUUUUAACAUUAUUCAUUAGGGCCAUUCAUUAAUCAUGUAAUGUAAAAUUUAGCAGUUUUUAAUACUCUUACCCCCAUGUAACUCUCCCUGCAAAAAUCAGGUAACACUGCUUUCCUGAUCAUGACAUAAUUUGACCAGUUUUAUGGGAAUAUGUCUUUCUAUUUAUUUAUUUUGGUAAUUAAUACUAAAAGCAUUGGUUAAAAAACAAAAUAAUGAAUAAAAAAUUAGAUGUUUUGAAAUCAAACAAAACACCCUUUUUUUUCCCCCAAAGCAUUAUGUAACUGUAGAAUCAUAUGGCCCCAUAAUGAUAUUUACAGGUAACACUUUAUCAAUUACCUAUCGUUUUCAUCUGAAGCUCUCAAUUUUUAAGAGAUAAGUGUUGUAGUAUUUAUAUCUUUGGGUUUACAUAUUGAGUAAAAGUUUGCACAUAGCAGCUUAAAAAAAGUUAUAAUUGUUAUCGAAAUUUGGUUAACUUCCUACAACUGUAGCAUUUUUCAAGAGGAUUUAAAAAGCAUGUCACAAAUAUCUUGUAAAAAAAAUCAUAUUUGUAAAUCAUACAAUGACAUAAUUAAUUAUUAGAGCCUUGUAUGAUAUAUUAUGCUUGUUAUGUAUCUGUUAAUUGUGGUGAAUAUGCAGUGUUAUAUUUACAUCAUUAUUCAGUGGAUUAACGAUCCCACUUUUUCUAUGAAGUUAUCUGUGAUAGUUCUCCCAGUAAAUAAAUAUAUCAUCUAUU
This is a messenger RNA of Gigantopelta aegis, 2658 nucleotides long. Its product is annotated as transaldolase-like. The transcript is spliced from 9 exons. Gene Ontology annotation, cellular component: cytoplasm; intracellular anatomical structure. The coding region runs from base 78 to 1067 and encodes 329 amino acids. Lineage: Eukaryota; Metazoa; Mollusca; Gastropoda; Neomphalida; Peltospiridae. Gene Ontology annotation, molecular function: transaldolase activity. Gene Ontology annotation, biological process: carbohydrate metabolic process; pentose-phosphate shunt; pentose-phosphate shunt, non-oxidative branch. The record is from RefSeq and is a predicted model, not a curated record.